Ylistrum balloti is the source of this 858-nucleotide messenger RNA. Its product is annotated as small ribosomal subunit protein uS3. The transcript is spliced from 7 exons. Bases 1 to 783 code for a protein of 260 amino acids. The record is from RefSeq and is a predicted model, not a curated record. Gene Ontology annotation, biological process: translation; positive regulation of apoptotic signaling pathway. Gene Ontology annotation, cellular component: cytosolic small ribosomal subunit; nucleus. Gene Ontology annotation, molecular function: RNA binding; structural constituent of ribosome. NCBI's taxonomy places the organism in Eukaryota, Metazoa, Mollusca, Bivalvia, Pectinida, Pectinidae.
AUGUAUUGGGUUCGGAAAUACCUCUACUUCCUCUUUAAGCCUUUCAAUAUGGCGGCCACGCAAGGUAGCAAGAAAAGGAAGUUCGUAGCAGAUGGUGUGUUCAAGGCAGAACUGAACAACUUCCUUACACGAGAACUUGCUGAAGAUGGUUACAGCGGGGUUGAAGUACGCGUCACACCAACCCGUACAGAAAUUAUUAUUUUAGCCACAAGAACCCAGAAUGUCCUCGGAGAGAAGGGACGCAGGAUCAGGGAACUUACAUCUGUUGUACAGAAACGAUUCAGCUUCCCAGAGGGAACAGUUGAACUGUAUGCAGAGAAAGUUGCCCAGAGAGGUCUUUGUGCCAUCGCUCAGUGUGAGUCCCUUAGAUACAAACUUAUUGGUGGACUGGCAGUCAGGAGGGCAUGCUAUGGUGUGUUGAGAUUUAUCAUGGAGAGUGGCGCCAAGGGAUGCGAAGUUGUUGUGUCCGGCAAGCUGAGAGGUCAGAGGGCUAAAUCCAUGAAAUUUGUGGAUGGCCUUAUGAUCCACAGUGGAGAGCCCAUUAAUGAUUAUGUAGACACCGCCGUCAGACACGUACUCCUCAGGCAGGGUGUAUUGGGAAUUAAAGUAAAGAUUAUGUUACCAUGGGAUCCUAGUGGUAAGAUUGGCCCCAAGAAACCUCUGCCAGAUCAUGUAAACAUUGUGGAGCCAAAGGAAGAACAGUUACCAGCACAGCCCUACAGUGAACAGAAGGGAACAGCCAAGCCUGGAGCCCCAGAACCAGCACAAACACCACAAGCAUAAGGGUCCCCUCAUCACAGUUUGAUGCUAUCUAAGUAUUUGUGAUGGACUUCAUGUAAAAUAAACAUGUGAAGAAAA